Molecule: messenger RNA, 627 nt
Organism: Suillus clintonianus
Lineage: Eukaryota; Fungi; Basidiomycota; Agaricomycetes; Boletales; Suillaceae
Exons: 4
Coding region: 1-627 (208 amino acids)
Source: RefSeq, a predicted model, not a curated record
AUGGCUUCCCAAUUCAAACCAAACAGCUUCCCAUGCUUCCCAUCUCUCCUCCUCAUUGUGCUCAUUGUCGUGCUCAUUGUCCCUGGCGUUCCCCUCCUCCUCAUUGUCCCUGCUUUGGGGUUAGGCACAUAUGAACCAACCAACCAACAUCUCCUCCUCAUUGUGCUCAUUGUUGUGUUCAUUGUCCCUGGCAUUUCCCUCCUCAUCAUCCCUCUUGCUGCCUCCCUUGUGCCAUCGCCUUCCCUGUACCCUCACCCUCCAUCUUGUCGCACUGCCACCCCAACCCAGCCAAUGCCUCACACCUCAGGCGUCGGGAAAGUCAAAGGGCUCUCCAAAUCUGUCAUAUCCCACGAAUUUAGAGGGUGCCACCACUGUUCAAAAAUCGUAAUGGCCGGCAAACAACGCCAGCGAAUGGCACAGGCAGAUUCAAGCCGACAGGAUGCUAUACAAGCUAAUACCGCACCAGAGAUGUUGGCAGAGGACCGAAGCGCUGUUGAGAAUAUGAUGGCAGAUUUUGGAAUGGAAGUGGAGGUGUUCGCGCAUACAGCACCUCCAGGUGAAGAAGCUUUUGACCUCAGUCAUGCAGGUGGGGAGCACGAGGCCUUUGAAGGGCUUUGGAUUGCCUAG